Messenger RNA from Nilaparvata lugens (brown planthopper), 1967 nucleotides. RefSeq lists its product as uncharacterized. The record is from RefSeq and is a predicted model, not a curated record. Lineage: Eukaryota; Metazoa; Arthropoda; Insecta; Hemiptera; Delphacidae. The transcript has a single exon. The coding region runs from base 606 to 1967 and encodes 453 amino acids.
GGAAAAAAGAAGUGCCCUACUACUUACUAUCACGAGAAGGGAAACGAAUUAGAAAAAAGAAAUGUCUUGAACAGUAUGAGGAUUUUCCUACAAAUAUCGAUGAUCAUCGAUUAAUUAGUGACAAUCAAAGUGUAUUAAAUUUUCUCCCAUAUGAGCAUACCGGCAAUGACCCAACAAAUAAUGAACAAUCUCCACAGAGUCCUACAAUUAGUGAAGAUCUUUUUGGUGCUGAGAGCAAUGGCUCUGAUGGUGCAAAUAGUUUUGACAGUGAUGUGGAAAGUGACAACAGUGGGGAGGGUGAUGACAAUUUUACAAGUAAAGCUGUUUCACAGGGCGAUUUACAACCCACAGUAUCAAUGUGUUCUAAUGGAGUAGGCGUGCAGAAUUUUUUGAGAGAAUGGGCUAUCAAAAAAAAUAUACCCAUAUCCACUUUGACAGAUUUGUGUACUGGCUUAAAAGCUACUGACCCAGAAUAUUUCCACUAUCUACCAUCUGAUGGGCGCACUAUCUUACAAACUAACAUGAGCUACAAAAUUUAUGACUGUGCACCUGGCUAGUAUCUGCAUAUUGGAUUAAAAAAGCAAUUGGAACUCAUUGAAGGGAGUAUGAGGGCAAAUUCAGUAAACUAUACAAGUCUUAGCCUACUGCUCAACAUUGAUGGUAUUCCACUAUUCAAUAGUUCCUCUGGAGAGUUUUAUCCAAUUUUGUUCUCGGUUCCAACAGCUGAAGAGUUGGAUGGUAAAGUGUUCCCUGUCGGUAUUUACUACGGAGAAAAAAAGCCAGAUUCAUUGUCACAAUUCUUGAAAUAUUUUAUUGAGGAACUCAAUGAUGUUAUCAACAAUGGGUAUGGAUCCAUGGACAUCAAUUUGUUGGGGUUUUGCUGCGACACACCUGCAAAAAGUUACAUUUUGGGGAUAACAUCCCAUGUUGGAUUUAAAUCUUGCACAAGAUGCAAAAUCCAUGGGCAGACAGUUGAAAGACGUCGAGUCUUUCUCGAAAUUGACUGUCCACCCAGGACACACGAAGAUUUUAUCAAUAAUGUGGAUACAGUUUAUCAGCCAAGAUCAACACCACUUGUUGAUAUCCCGAGUGUGGACUUUGUUAAGUCAUUCACUUUAGAUUAUAUGCACCUGAUAUGCUUGGGAGUUCUUAGAACACUUCUGUUCAUGUGGUUCAAAGGACCCCUCCCAAAUAAGAUGUCCAAAAACCAACGGGACCUGAUAUCCGAUCGUCUAUUGGUUUUGAGAGGCCACAUACCAAGUGAUUUCGUGAGAAAGCCACGACCGAUAGAUGUGAUCAAAUCGUGGAAAGCAACCGAGCUUCGAGCAUUUCUCCUAUAUCUCGGCCCUGUUGUAUUGAAAGGUGUUUUAUCAGACACCAAAUAUAAAAACUUUUUAUCAUUACAUUGUGCAUCAACAAUUAUUCUACGAAGUGAAUUGUGCCGAAAUGAUGAUUAUCUAGAACUUUCUAGGAAGCUUUUCAAAUAUUUCAUAAACUCCGUGAAAACUUUGUAUGGUGAAAUGUAUAUUUCGCACAAUUUCCACAAUCUCAUCCAUAUUGUGGAUGACGUCCACCAUUUUCGAACAAGAAUUCCGAAUUUCACAGUACACAGUGUAUCAGCCUUCCCGUUCGAGAAUUUCUUACAACAACUGAAGAAGAGAGUAAGAGGGCACAACAAACCUCUCCAACAAAUAGGAAGGAGGCUAAGUGAGAUGUUCAGCCAAGGACACGAUAUUUUUGGGAAGCAUGAAAAAAAACGCGAAUUUUCUUCUCAGCACAAUGAUGGCCCACUCCCUGCGUUUUGUGUUUCACCACAGUAUUCGAAACUGUAUCACAAUAAGUGCGAAAUCACAGUCACUGCACCAAAUAACUGCGUGAAAGUUAAAAAUGGAAAGGUAUUUGUAAUAGAGAACUUUGCCUUUUCUAAUGAGUUGAGGAAAAUUGUUGCUAUUGGAAGAGGCCUGUAA